Angiostrongylus costaricensis is the source of this 417-nucleotide messenger RNA. NCBI's taxonomy places the organism in Eukaryota, Metazoa, Nematoda, Chromadorea, Rhabditida, Metastrongylidae. The record is from the annotation of a GenBank genome assembly.
AGACUCGUGACCAUGGCAGUUCUCCCACAUUUCUCUUCUAGGUUUGACAUGGUGUGCAUCGCCGCCAAAUGCAGCAACGAGUGUCAAGCCUGUAAAGAAUGCCACUAUGCCAUCGAACAAAUGAGUGCACUCGCGCAAGGCGAACCGACCUCCGGCUUAUGCCCAAAGUUGGAAAGUUGUGUGCAAAGUUGUCUACAAGCCGGCAAUCUUUCUAUGGUAAGCUUGCGCUGUAACGUACACUGCUACGACGGCGAUUGUUCGUCGUGCAGAACGAUCUCGAAGCGGAUGUUCACCAUCAUCUGCCAACAAACCGACAUGCCAAAACUGCCCCACAUACAAUACACAGGCACUUGCCCGCACCUCUUCAAUGAGUUGGCCGACGAAUAUGUGGCUCAGAGAAAACGCAUCGUCGCCUGA